Molecule: messenger RNA, 4476 nt
Organism: Oryzias melastigma (Indian medaka)
Lineage: Eukaryota; Metazoa; Chordata; Actinopteri; Beloniformes; Adrianichthyidae
Product: probable serine/threonine-protein kinase kinX
Exons: 20
Coding region: 618-4274 (1218 amino acids)
Cellular component (GO): membrane; sarcoplasmic reticulum
Molecular function (GO): signaling receptor binding
Source: RefSeq, a predicted model, not a curated record
UUUAUGACUCAAUAUUUUAUGCAAACAUGUAUUUGUGAGACUUGGUUACAUUUAGGACUUUCUUUCAGCCUCCCUGCUGCACUGACGGGACGUCAGCAUGAGGUAGGUGACUGCUGGAGGGGGGAGCGAGUUGGGUGGCGUGCAGAGGUCACGCCUCUGGCCUAAAAAGGAGAAGCAGAAUGCCAGUAGCAGAGAUAAAAAUAACUCUGGCUUUGAGCGUCAGAAACAGAACAUGAAUGCCUAAAAAGGUCUAAUUGUUGGAACCAACAGGAAAAACGCUUCCCAUCCAAACGAUCCUUUUAUUUAGCGUUAGAUCUCCACAUAGUGACCACUGCUGCUCUGCUAAACUUCAGCCUGUCAGCCAACACUCCCUCCUGGUUGAUCUAAUUUUGUCUGAGCCGAAAGGGGGGCGGAGGUUUCUCUAUACAGUCCCAACCAGGCAAAGGGCAAAGACCCCCCCGGCUACCCAAACUUGGUCGCCGUCUCUUCAGGUUCAUCCAAACUUUAACUCAAAAAAAGAGAGGAGUUUCCCACGAGUGGAUUAAAUUCUUCCUGGGAGCGAGGAGGAGAUCGUCUCUUUUCAUGGAAAGUUGUUAAGGAUUUACUGCUUCAGGAGUAUGACUGAAGGACAUGAAGUCCGGUCGUCAGUGACCACCACCAUGGUCAUCGACAGCAAAAACGGAGACGCCGGAGCAGCUUCCGCUCGGACGCCAAAGAAAACGUUCUCGGACGACCUCCACUCCACGUUCAGCUCCCCGCUGGCCUGGAUCUUGGUUUUAGCGCUGGUCAUCACCUGGUCGUGUGUUUUUGUCAUUAUGUUUGAUCUCAUGGACUAUAGAACCAUUUCAGAUGAUCCACCGACUGGCAUCAGGAAAGUUUGGAAGGAUUCAGGGCGUCGAGGAGGCAUCAAUAAAAUCAGCUCCGACCCCAUGAAGGUGGUGAAUGACGCCGUGGAGGAAUCAUCCAACGUCUUCACGGCGAUCUUAAACUUUGGGGCGAAUCUGAUCGCUCCUGAAGAAGAAGGAACCAUUUAUGCAGUUCGGAAAAAAGGGGAAUUUCUACCAACAAGAAGUAAAGUUUUAGAAAUGCAAGUUCAGAAGGAAACAACAGAAGUAGAGGAAGAGGAGGAGGAGGAGGAGGAGGAGGAGGAAGAAGAGGAAGAAGAGGCUGCUGGAGAGGAGGAGGAGGAGGAGGAAGAUGCUGCUGAAGAGGAAGAGGAAGGGUUGGUAAAAGAAGAGGAUGAAGAAGACGAAGAUGAAGAGGAUGAAUAUGAGGAAUAUGAAGAGGAGUUCGCAGAGGAGUAUGAAGAUUAUUACGGUGAGGAUGAAGAAGAUGUGUAUGAAGAAGAGGAGGAGGAAGGCGAAGAGGAUGAAGGAGAGGAAGAAGAACUGGCAGAGGAGGAAGAGGGUGAGGUAGAAGAAGAAGAAGAUGAGGAGGAAGAAAUUGAAGAAGAGGAUGAAGGAGCUGAAGAAGAGGAAGAGGCAGAAGAAGCAGUAGAAGAGGAUGAAGAGGAAGCUGAUGAAGAGGAGGCAGGAGAAGUAGUAGAGGAGGAUGAAGAGGGAGAUGAAGAAGAGGAGGCAGGAGAAGUAGUAGAGGAGGAUGAAGAGGGAGAUGAAGAAGAGGAGGCAGGAGAGGUAGUAGAGGAUGAAGAGGGAGAUGAAGAAGAGGAAAAAGUGGAGGCAAAAGAAAUAGAUGAGGAGGAAGAGGGAGCUGAUGAAGAGGAGGCAGGAGAGAUAGUAGAGGAGGAAGAUGGAGCCGAAGAGGAGGAAGAAAAAACUGUAGGAGAGGAUGAAGGAGAAGAUGAAGACGAGGAUGAAGACGGGGAGGUGGAAGAAGUUGUAGACAAGGAUGAAGAUGAAACUGAAGAAGAGGGGGCUGGUGGAGUUGAUGAGGAAGAAGAUAAGAUAAAAGAGGAAGAGACAGAAGAAGAGGAAGAGGAUGACGAAGAAGUAAAGAAGACAGAAACUGAAGAGGAUGGGGAUGCAGAGGAAGAGGAGGAGGAGGAGGAAACAGAAGAUGAAGAGGAGGAAGCAAAAAAAGCUGAAGAUGGAGAAGAAGAUGAAAAAUUGCAAGAAGACGAAGAUGACAAAACAGAAGUUGAAGAAGCAACUGCUGAUGAAGACGAGGGUGAGGCUGAAGAAGAUGAAGACGAGGGUGAGGCAGAACCUGAACCUGAACCAAAGCCUGAAGAUAAAGAUGAAGAUGACUUGGAGGAGGAAGCAGCUGGUGAAGAUGUGGGCAAGGAUGAUGAAAAGCCUGAGGAAGAGGAGGAAGAGGAGGCUGUAGCCACAGAUGAGGCUGAUGAAGAUGAGGAAGAGUCUUCAGAGGAACCUGCUGCUACUGAUGAGGAAGAUUCUCCUGUAGCCGUUUUGCUGUCAGAGGAUGAAGAGUUGGAUUCUGAAGCAGAGAGUGAUGAAGACCUAACGCUGUCUGAUGAAGACGAUACGACAGGUGAUGAAGACCUUCUUGACUCUUCAGAUGAACCGCCACUUCUUUCAAGCGAGGAAGAGGAAGAGAAAGACGAAGAUGUUCUGUCGUCUGACAGCGACGAUCUACCUGCAGACGACACCGACGAUGACUUGGGUCUUCCUCCUCUGGUGAUCGAUGAAGAUGAAGAUGAUCUUAAACCCGUUGCUGAGGAAGAUCUUCCUCCACUCAAAACCGACGAUGACAAAGAUGAGGAGGAAGAUCUGAAAACUACAGACGAUGAUCUGGACCAAUCAGGGGAAGACGAAUCCGUCGCCACCUCUGAGCAUUUUGCAGACGAUGAAGACGAAGAAGAGGAAGACUUUGAGGAUGAAGAUUUUGACAAAGACGUCGUGGUAACCGCUAAAAACGAGGAUGAACCUGAGGAUGAAGAGGACCUCCACGAUGAAGAGGAGUCUAACAUUCCCUCUUCCUCAUCCUCAGAUAGUGGAGUUUUAGGUGAUGAAGAUGAGAAAGAGGAGAUUUCCUUGAAGCUUGAUGAAGACUUCAGUGAUGAUUUAUUGACAAGCGACGACUAUAAAUCAGAGGAUGAAGAUGAGGAGGAAGAGGAGGACAAAGCCUCUGAUGAUGAUGAUGAUGAUCUUGAAGGAACAGAAUCCUUGAGUGAUGAAGAAGAUGAUGAAGACAUCUUGUUGGCAGCUGCCGCUGCAGCAGCACUCACUGGCCAAGAGGUGGCGCCAAAGACUGAUGAAGCUGAGGGUGGAGAGGAGCCCACACCGGACGAUGAUGAAGACGAACAGGCUGAAACAGACUCCAGCGAGGUUGAUGGUUCUGAUGAGGAGGAAGAGGAUGAGGAGGAAGAAGCUGGUGAGCCCAAAGAACCUGCGCACAAAGAUGAGGAUAAGAAAGAGGAGGAAGACGAAGAUGACGAAGAAGACCGAGCAACAGUGAACGUGGUGAAACCUUUGCCUGAGGCGGAAGACGAGGCCACAAAACCUGAACCUGCAGAGUGUCCAUGUUUGCACUCCACAAAAAGCAGGGAGGCUCCCAGCAAGGCGGAAAAAAGCAAAGAUGCUCCCAGGAGGGUUUCAGCUUUGAGAAGGAAAAAAGGUGUGGAAUCUGUGAGUCCUGAUGAAAAACUCAAAAAGCAGGGUCUUCCCAGAAUUGCAGGUCUGGAGUCCAAAACUAGGCGGAUCAGACUUGGACCUCUUCUCAAAGCCAAAUUAAAACAGAAGAGCAGAUCUGCAAAGAAAGAGACCAAAAAGCAGGAACACAUCACCGAACCUGCACCAGAAGUGGGUCCCUGCAGACCCGCACCAGUUUACUGCCCUUCCCCUCCAGGCUGGUAUGUUCAUCACAUAGUCACAGAUAAUCCGUACCCUCCUCCAACGGCGUCGGGUCCGUCUGCUCCGGUUGUGACGGUCCAUCCUGGAGUUCCACCGAACCCGCCGGUUUAUCACCCACAAUCUCCUCUGCCCCUGAUGCAGCCUCUGUAUGCUCCAUAUCAACCGUAUCAGCCUCUGUAUCAGCCUGUGGCUCCGCCUCCUCCUCCAGAAGUGGCGGAUCCGGUUCAGCCGGAGGCUCCAGAACACAAGGAAGCGACCCAACCGGAGGUCCAGACUCCGGCUCCACCCGCAGCUGGUGCUCAAGCUCCUCCUCCAGCUCCAGCUGAUAUUCAAGCUCCUCCUCCAGCUCCAGCUGAGGCUCAAGCUCCUCCUCCAGCUCCAGCUGAGUCUCAAGCUCCGCCUCCAGCUCCUGCUGAGGCUCAAGCUCCUCCUCCAGCUCCACCUCAAGGUGCACUGAUUCUUUCUUUAUCCUAUUUUUUGCCAUAUUUACACAUUUUAUAGCAUAAAUCACACAAGGAAAAGCUAAAAAACAUUCAACGUUAAAGCAUAAAAAUCAAAAUAACAUCAUAAACUUUCUCCUUUAAGAAGCAGAGACCGUCGUGGAAGAAGAUAAAACUGCCUCCGCCAAGAAAGCUACAAAGAAAAAAGUCAAGGCCGCCGCUUCAGUGAAAGAGCCGACAGCUAAAAAAGAGAAAACAAAAAC